GUUAAAGACAAGGGAGCAUUGGAGAGAGCAAGCGCCGCUGCCUUCUCUGCUGCACAGUGCACAACCCAGUGAACGGGUCUCCCUAGACUGCCCGUACCUAUAGCGAUCUCUCUUGGCCAUUCGGUGGAUGCUGUCUUUUCGGGCAACACCAACGUCGGGCGUAAAGUGUGUUUUCGGACAAUUCGUAAGGAAUGCUUUACAUAUUUUACAUGGUUUGAAUUUUGGUUACCAAUCGAGGGGAGUCGAGAACAACGCGGUUCCCCGGCAUAUUUUACAAAGUUAUGCCAGUUCCCGACGCAACCUCUGACUCUUAGAACUUCACCAUGCUGAGCCCAGUACUAAACGCCUCUAAUGGAGACGGCGCCGAGACAGAGACCACGUCGGCCAUACUGGCCUCUGUCAAGGAACAGGAGCUGCAAUUUGAACGGCUGACUCGAGAGCUGGAAGCUGAACGGCAGAUUGUCGCCACCCAACUGGAGCGAUGCAAGCUAGGAUCUGAGACCGGCAGCAUGAGUAGCAUCAGUUCAGCGGAUGAGAAGUUUCGCUGGAAUAACCAAGACGGACAGAAGGACAUUGAGGAAGAACUGACGACCGGCUUGGAGCUGGUGGACUCCUGCAUUAGGUCACUCCAGGAAUCUGGGAUACUUGACUCCCAGGAAUUCUCCGCAGGCGACAGACAAGGCCUGCUAUCCCAGAGUGCACUACAGCUCAACAAUCAGGAUGGUUCACUCUCUUACCCAGCCGGUUACCUCAGCAACCAGGCACUAGAGGCCCUGCCCCGCAGUGGCCAGGUGGGAGGGGCAGUCCACAGUUACAACCAGGUGACGUCUAGCCGUGCGGCCCAGCUAGCUGCCAGUGUAGACUCCACCCAGUCCAGAGAAUCGUUUGCCCAGGGCCAUGGCAGCGCCUUCCACAUGCCUGACGCCCCGCCAACUCCUUCCAUGUACUACUCUUGCUCCACCCUGCCUGCCCAACGUGUGAGCUCCCCCCACUCCAUGCAGGCCGUGGGCUCUCCCACCAAGCUUCAGCGCCUGGGCUCUGCCUCUGACAUGCCCAGCUACGCCACCCUGCAGCGAGUCUCCUCGCCCAAGCAGUCCCCCAGCCGGCUGGCCAAGUCCUACAGCACCAGCUCCCCCAUAAACAUGGUAGUUGGGUCUGCUGGGCUGUCCUCCACUUCCCCGCUGCACAUGGCUUCUUCAGGCAACGCCUCGGGCUCAUCCCCACUCCAUCAAUUCAGCUCUACCGUGGGUAACUACGCUACCCUGUCCCCCACCAAGCGCAUGCAGCACUCCUCGGACCAGUACAAGAUCUCCCACGAGCUGUAUGCAAACGCCACCCUCGGGAGACCUGGCAGCCUGGCAGGAUCCAGGGGCUCUUAUAGCAGCCAGCACAGUCACCUGGGCUCUGAGCUGCGACCUCUCCAGUCUCCUGAGCACCACAUUGACCCCAUCUAUGAGGACAGGGUCUACCAGAAGCCUUCUAUCAGGAGUCUCAAUCAGAACCAGGACCCAGUAAACCAGUUUUGUGAACAGGUCCUGAACUUUCUGCUCUGUCCCUACUUCCCUCCUGCCGUAGCCCCGUCUUCCCCUGGUGUUGACUCCACCCCCUUGCAGCGUACAGGCAGCCAGAACGCCUCAGGCACUUUGCCAUACCAGAGAAGCAGCUUUGCCACUGCCUCUGCUGCAGACUACUCCAACCCGUACCGCACCCUCCAGUUCUGCCCAUCUACCGAUUCUCCCUACAGCAAGUCUGGCCCCGCCCUUCCCCCGGAGGCCGCACUGGCCCGCUCACCUUCUGUCGACAGUAUCCAGAAGGAUCCCAGGUACGACCCUGAAUUCCUUGUCUGGAAUCAAAAUCAAGCCGAGCAAAGAAUGACAAAGGAGUUUGGCUGGAGAGACCCAGAGCUGCCUGAGGUGAUUCAGAUGCUGCAACACCAGUUCCCCUCGGUCCAGUCCAACGCUGCAGCCUACCUCCAACACCUGUGCUUCGGAGACAACAAGAUCAAGUCUGAGAUCCGAAGGCAGGGAGGAAUCCAGCUACUGGUGGAUCUGCUGGAUCACAGGAUGACCGACGUGCACCGCAGCGCCUGUGGUGCUCUGAGAAACCUGGUGUACGGAAAGGCCAACGAUGACAACAAGAUCGCCCUGAAGAACUGCGGCGGGAUCCCAGCCCUGGUCCGCCUGCUGAGGAAGACCACCGAUGUGGAGAUCAGGGAGCUGCUUACAGGUGUGCUGUGGAACCUGUCGUCGUGUGAUGCCCUGAAGAUGCCCAUUAUCCAGGAUGCUCUGGCCGUGCUGACCAACGCUGUCAUCAUCCCCCACUCGGGCUGGGACACCUCGCCCCAUCAGGAGGACCGCAAGCUGCACUUGCACUCCUCCCAGGUGCUCCGCAAUGCCACUGGCUGCCUCAGGAAUGUGAGCUCGGCGGGGGAGGAGGCUCGUAGGAGGAUGAGGGAGUGCGAGGGCCUCACUGACGCUCUGCUCUACGUGAUCCAGACCGCCUUGGGCAGCAGCGAGAUCGAUAGCAAGACCAUUGAAAACUGUGUGUGCAUUUUGAGGAACCUCUCGUAUCGACUAGCGGCAGAGACAUCUCAGGGACAGCAGAUAGGCACAGACGAGCUUGAUGGAUUGCUUUGUGGCGAUGCCAACGGCAAGGAUGCUGAGAGCUCUGGUUGCUGGGGGAAGAAGAAAAAGAAAAAGAAGGCCCAUGAUCAGUGGGAUGGUGUUGGGCCCUUCCCGGACUCAGCUGACCCUCCCAAAGGCAUUCAGAUGCUGUGGCACCCCACCAUCGUCAAGCCCUACCUCACACUCUUGUCUGAGUGCUCCAACCCAGACACCCUGGAGGGGGCAGCCGGGGCUCUGCAGAACUUGGCUGCAGGCAGCUGGAAGGUACAGCACAGUACAUGGUCUGUGUAUAUCCGUGCGGCGGUGAGGAAAGAGAAGGGUCUGCCCAUCCUGGUGGAGCUCCUGAGGAUCGACAACGACAGGGUGGUGUGUGCUGUGGCCACAGCUUUAAGAAACAUGGCCUUAGACGUCAGAAACAAAGAACUCAUCGGCAAGUACGCAAUGAGAGACUUGGUCCACCGAUUGCCCGGGGGGAACAACAACAACAGCAGUGGUGGGACUGCUGCCAGUGCUAUUGGGAAGACCAUGUCGGACGACACUAUCACAGCUAUCUGCUGUGCCCUGCACGAGGUCAUCACUAAGAACAUGGAGAACACCAAGGCUCUGCGUGACGCUGGAGGCAUCGAGAAACUCAUCGGCAUCGCCAGGAGCAAAGGAGACAAACACACACCCAAAGUGGUAAAAGCAGCCUCUCAAGUCCUCAACAGUAUGUGGCAGUACAGAGACCUUCGCAGCCUCUACAAAAAGGAUGGAUAUUCUCAGUAUCAUUUUGUUGGCUCAUCCUCUACAAUAGAAAGAGAUAGACAAAGACCAUAUUCUUCCUCCCGCACCCCAUCCAUCUCGCCCGUACGGACAUCUCCAAAUAAUCGAUCAGCAAGUGCCCCUGCCUCUCCCCGGGAGAUGAUCAGCAUUAAGGAGAGGAAGACAGACUACGAAUCAACGGGCACCAAUGCCAGUUACCAUGGCAACAAGGGUGAGCACACUUCGAGGAAAGAUGCCAUGGCAGUUCAAAUUUCAAGUGGAACCUCAACAUUGUUCCGAGGUGCCUAUGUCUCUCCAAGUGAUGACAUCAAACACAACCAGGUCCCUUCCCAGGGCCCCAACCCAGGCCAGGAGCCCUACCCUCCGUUCCAGAACCCUCCUGGAGUACAGUUUGAGGAGGCAUUCUACGAGGACCAAGUGCACCAACGCCCUCCUCAGGCCACAGACUUGAACAUGCACCUGGGCCUCAAGUCCACCGGCAACUACGUGGACUUCUACUCAGCAUCCCGCCCAUAUAGUGAACUCAACUAUGAGACCAGUCACUACCCGGCCUCCCCGGACUCCUGGGUCUAGUGGACUAUAGAGGAAGGACUCGUCGUCAGCAGUGUGCUGGGAUAGGGGGAGAGGAGCCGAAAGAGAGAGUAAGACAAAAAGGCCACGCAUGCUUGCAUGCACAACACAAGACAUUUCUUCAGCGAGUUUAGUUUGUCCUAGAGAGCGAUGUCCCACGCCCAUGUGUCUUUGAAGAAAGAAGGAGAGAGAGAGACCGUCACAGAGCAGAAGGGAUAGAAAGAGAGAGUCAGAAAGAUAGGAGGAGGGAGGGAAAGAGAGAGAGGAAGAAAUAAAGAGUAUGAUCUUGUAAGGAAACGACUCACAAAAGGCAAAAGGAAGGUGUUAAAUGAUGGGGUCACCACCAGAAGCUUGGCACGUUGAAGUGUGAGGAGCGGAAUAUUUUGGAGAUAAGCAGGAGUAUUCUAGACAGAAGACAACUGUAAAUAUGUGGUAUAGUAAAGAGAUUAGUGUGUGAAGCACAAGAAAAUGAAGAGUCAUACACAAGCUAGAGAAUAGUUGUCAGUCACAAACUCUUAUUAGGAUUAAUUUACGGCUUCAACCUGUGUUGUAUGUAAGGAGUUUCCUCUCACGGGCAAAGGAAUUGCUUCUAGACUUUGUAUCUUUUGAUUUGUUACGAUUCUUUUUUUAUUUGUACUUUUUUAAUUCCGAAUUCUGGUGUUAAGUAUUUGAUGUACAUUACAGAGAUACAAGUGCAUUGUGUAUAUUACACAAAGACCUGUGUCCCUUCCCUCAGUGUCUCAACAGAACGUCAACCUGUCUGUUACAUUCUGGGGGGAGAAUGGAGUGGUACAAUGUCUGCGCACAAACAAACAAAUACGAGCAAAUGUGUUUUAGCAGCAAAAUGAAGAAAUAAUGUUAGUUCUGGCUAAUCUGAUGUGAAUUGGUGGAACUAAGCAUCUCAACAGCAUCAUUCUACUCCCUUGGUGCUCUUCCACUGCCUAAAACAGUUUACGGAGGGACUGUAGAUAUACUCAAAAUACUUUUUAUUUCCUACACGCCAUGUCAUUUUGUUUGUCCAACCAUAUCUACAUGAAAACAAGUUUGUUCCUCCACACGCCUCCAAGUGAACUGUGCUCAUGGUCCGUUUUUAAAUGUGCCAAACAUGUUUAUCUCCAAGCCGAGGGGUAACGUUGAACUUCUGUUGAAGUUUACAUUCAACAGCAAGUCGUUGGUUCUAACAAUCCCAGUUUGUAAAUGCUUUUUUUAACGUGUUUUAAUGGAAUAAAGCUAUAUAUACACUGUAACAAGACUGGAACAUUACCAGGAGACGAAAAUUAGAUCUUUGAGAGCUUAAUUCCCUCCAAAGAUGUACAAAUUAGUUGGGUCUGUGUUGUAAAAUAAUCAAUGUUUGAGAAAAAUGUGUUUUCUUUUCCAGAGAGGGUUGGCAAUCAUGUUCAUGGUAGACUGUUAAUAGAGUAUGAAUAUAUAUUAUAUAAAUAUAAAUAUAUACUUUUUAUGUGCAGAUGUGGAUGUCACUUAAAGCAGCAACAUUAUGGAAGAGACUUGUAAAAAAAUAUAUUUGUUCACCUUCAUUUUCUGGUCUACACACUAAAAUGUUGACUUUGUGUAGUCAUGUUGUUGCUAUGUGAAAUAGGGGAGACCAGGAGCGGAAUAUCCACAGAGAUACAGAAGUUGUCACAGACCUCGUUUCGACAAGAAAAGGUACUAAAAGUUACAGCUACAGAUUUUUGGUAUUUUGGUGUUUACAGAAUGUAUUUAGCUACUUCAAAUCCCGAGCUUUGAAUAUUGAAAUUGUCACAGGUGUUAUGUCUUUCACCACCUUCUAAGAAAAUGAUCCGCUUGAUCCUUAUUGGAUUCCCUCAAACUUCUCAAUAUCAGUGGGGUGUACAGUUAUCAACAAUAGAGCUUGAUGAUCCAGUGUGUGUGUUUCUGUCAAAGAGAUGGAAACGGAAUGAAAGUGGCUUUCCCCAGUAGGACAAACGGUUCCAUAGCGAGCCCUCCUUUGAGGAAAUGUUUCAAUAACAUUAUGUGGCAACCUAGAUACACAAAUAUUUAAUUGCCCAGUAAUGCAUGAAUAGCUCUUCUUUCAGUCAAUGUUAAACAAAAUGGUGGUAGGCUACACACUAAAGCUGAAUUGAGGAGAAAACGGUCACACUUUAUUUAGAUAGCAAGCAGUUGUUUAUCAACAGAUAGACUUAAGGUUAGGGUAAGUGUUAAGUUUAGGGUUAGGAUAAGGGUUGAGAUUAAAGCUAGGGUUAGUAGAUAGUCUGUAGAGCAUCUACAGAUGGACUUAAGGUUAGGGUAAGUGUUAAGUUUAGGGUUAGGAUAAGGGUUGAGAUUAAAGCUAGGGUUAGUAGAUAGUCUGUAGAGCAUCUACAGAUGGACUAUCCAAAUAAAGUGUUACCAAAAAAAUAAAAUCUUAAAAGAUGCGACAACAAGCCCUGGUCUCCCCUACAUAUCAUUUAUAAAUCUCUCGGUCAUCUUCAGAUGCUUGAACAAUGAAUAAAUGAUGCAAAACCCAAAUUGUUCAACAUCCUACAAUGAUCCCCUUCUCAUUAGUUAGCAUCUGAAAACAGACACAGUCCUUGUGAAAAGUAGGCAUACCUGACAAACUGUAUUGAACUAUGUCAGUAAACCUUUUUGUUGCUAGACAACGUGUUUUAAGAACUUGUGAAACUUUUUAUUGUCUCAACAGAUUGCAACUGCUACAAAAAUAUAAACUGACCAUCUAAGAUUGA
Messenger RNA from Oncorhynchus keta (chum salmon), 6658 nucleotides. RefSeq names its product catenin (cadherin-associated protein), delta 2b (gene ctnnd2b). The record is from RefSeq and is a predicted model, not a curated record. NCBI's taxonomy places the organism in Eukaryota, Metazoa, Chordata, Actinopteri, Salmoniformes, Salmonidae. The transcript is spliced from 23 exons. Gene Ontology annotation, biological process: cell-cell adhesion; dendritic spine morphogenesis; cell-cell junction assembly. Gene Ontology annotation, cellular component: plasma membrane; nucleus; postsynaptic density. Gene Ontology annotation, molecular function: cadherin binding. The coding region runs from base 324 to 3959 and encodes 1211 amino acids.